Messenger RNA from Impatiens glandulifera, 1126 nucleotides. RefSeq names its product transcription factor KUA1-like. NCBI's taxonomy places the organism in Eukaryota, Viridiplantae, Streptophyta, Magnoliopsida, Ericales, Balsaminaceae. The record is from RefSeq and is a predicted model, not a curated record. Gene Ontology annotation, molecular function: DNA binding. The coding region runs from base 41 to 1021 and encodes 326 amino acids. Gene Ontology annotation, biological process: response to gibberellin; response to auxin; response to ethylene. The transcript has 3 exons.
ACCAAUUUGUUAUCUGGGUUUGAUUAGAUUUUCGUUAAAGAUGACGAGAAAGUGUUCUUAUUGCAAUAACAAUGGACAUAAUUCAAGAACAUGUCCGAAUAGAGGAGUUAAGAUAUUUGGAGUUCGUUUAACAGAUGGUUCGAUUAGAAAGAGUGCUAGUAUGGGGAAUUUGUCUCAUUAUAAUUCAAACCCUAAUUUGAAUGCUUUGGUCGGAGGUGGAGGAAAUCAUGAUUUAUCCGGUGAUUAUACGCCGGACCACGCCGUCGGAAACGGUUAUGCAUCCGAAGAUUUUGUUGCUGGUUCUUCUUCUACUUCGAGGGAAAGGAAGAAAGGCGUUGCAUGGACGGAAGAGGAACAUAGGAUGUUCUUACUCGGCUUACAUAAAUUAGGAAAAGGCGAUUGGCGUGGAAUAUCGAAAAAUUAUGUUGUUUCAAGAACACCUACUCAAGUAGCUAGUCACGCACAAAAGUAUUUCAUUAGACAAACCAAUGUUUCCAAGCGAAAGAGACGAUCCAGCCUCUUCGACAUAAUACCUAACGAUGUGGGAGACAAUACUACUCCGAUAGUGCCUCAUGAUUUCUUUCCCGACAUUGUUCCCAAACCUGACACAAUUGUUCCGGUUCAAGUUUCAUCGCCUCCUACGAUAAACGAAGAGGUAGUAGAAUCAAUGGAUUAUACCAACACAAACCAAAGGGAGCCUAGUUAUUAUCAAUUUUUAUAUCCUACAUUCGUGCCUUCCUUUAUUCCUUAUCCGGUUCCUAUAUGGCCAGCUUAUGGUCAAGAGCCCGAGACUCAUCAAGUGGUUAGACCUAUAGCAGUGCAUUCUAAGAAACCGAUAAAUGUGGAUGAGUUUGUUGAAAUAUCGAAACUAAGAAUCGGUGAAUCUAAUGAGGAAGAAGAUGAUCAGUCUCUUUCGCUAAAUCUAUUUGAGGGUUCUUCAAGGCAAUCGGCUUUUCAUGCAAAUUCGAAUCCCAGGAAAUCAAAUGUGGAUUCGAGUAGCAAUGCAAUUCAUGCUAUUUAGGUUUUUUUUUGUUCUUGGUGGAAUUUUUUGACUAAUAGUAGUAGAAGAAGAAUGGUAAAAUAGGGAAUUAAUUGGAAUAGGAUUUGAAAAUGAAUUUUGGUACAA